GAAAGAGAAUGGAGAAGUACCCCCAAGAUUGAACGUCAGCCAGAAAUGGGCGACUGUGAUGGAGGGGACUUUGCCGGAACCAUUUGCUCAAUCUGCUACGAAGUUCUUAAGCCCAUUACCGAAGACCUCCAAUCCAUCAAUAUCUGCGGCCAUGUCUUCCACGAGCUCUGUUUGCAGCAAUGGUUCGAGUACUGUUCAACGGCAAAGAAAUGCACUUGCCCUGUGUGCAAGCAGAGUUGUAAAGCAAGCGAUGUUGCUCGGCUGUAUUUCCAGUCUCUCGGAGACGUGAAGGAUGCUGUUCUUCCUGAGAAACUCAUUGGGUCUGAGGAGGAAGAUGCGGGGGUUUUGCGUAGAGAAGUGAAAAUGUUGGCAUUGAAAGUUUCGGGGCUUAGUUCAAAAUUGGAGCAGCAGGGGAAGAAAUUGGGAGAUGUUACCGAUGAGCUUUGCGCUUGCAAGGAACAAGCAAAAUUAGAUGCAGAACUAAAAAACGACGCGUUGAAACAAAGAGCAUUCAUACAAAACCAGCUUCUUAUGAAAUCAGAGGAGCUUGAAAAGUCAACUUUGGAGUGUUCGAGAUUACAAGAUAGAAAUAUGGCACUGGCUAAAGAACUCGUGGCAUUCAAAUUAGUAGUAGAUCCCAACCUUGACGAGGAUGAGGUUUUGAAGCUUGCCACUUUGGGCAAUGGUGCCAACAGCAAAGAUACGAUUGACACAUUACGAAGAUCUUUGGUCAUGCGGAACAGGAGUUACAAAGAAUUAAUGACCAAGUGCAAUAUUCUGGGAAGAGCGGAGGCACGUUAUAGUAGAAAGCUUGAGAAGGCUAAAGAGAAAGUAAAGAAACUGAAGGAAAGGAUACAAGAACUGGAAACAGCAGCUGAAGUAAAAGAGAAUGAGAUCCUAAGGUCUCUGAAAGUUUCAAAGAAAGCAGGUUGCUUAAAGAAUCUUGAAAACAAUAGCAGUUAUAAUUCUGAUCUAUUGUCAGCAGAUAAAAUUUCAUCAAAGGAAAACGGGAAGCAAAUUUUGACACCCCAUUCCAGAGCUGAUCUCUCUGCGAACGUCAACAAUAACGUGACGCAAUCUGCAAGGAUGGAGGACAUCGAUUGUAAGCAAAUUAGAGAAAAUAAAGAUGUGAAUUUCAGCAAAGAAAAUUCAACUUGGAUGUCUCUUAAUGGAGAGGAAAAUUACAUCUCACUUGAUGAAGACGAUUCAGAAUUUGCUAAAGCUUUGCCAGGAUCUGCAAAAUACAACGGUAAUGACCAUGACAGUGAUAGUGUUGCUCUUAGGAAACCCAUAGCAAAGUCAGAGGCAGCUUCUAUUGUAGCGAGAGAAACCGCAAUGCAAGAAGACAACCGGGCGGAGCCUUUAAGAGUUGACGUUAACAAUGAAUUUGGUAAAAAUACUGCUGGUACUAUGCCUGAAGACGUGACAUUGCCAGACAAUGUGAAACAAGUUCAGACCAUUGUUAAUAUUCGAAAAGAAAAUCUAUCUCCACUGCCACUUUCCAGUCCAGGUGAUAUUUGUUUUUCUGGCGGCUUACUUGGUCCUGAUGGAACUAAUCGAUACUUGGGGAGAUGGUGCAAGCGUGGACAGAAAAACGAAUCAGUCACUCCAAAAGCUUCGAUCAGUGGUGAUUUGAUAGCCGUAGGGGCUGAUGGUAGAGGUGGUAAAGUUAAAGUUCUGAGAUCUCCAAACCAAACCUUCCAGGACUGUAAGGAGAAUUCAAUAGGUUCAAAAAGAUUGAAAUUCGGACCUAAAGCAAAUAGCAUGCAGUCCCAGGGGUGCCUGCAGAUAGAACACUUCUUUGGGAGGAUCAGUCACUAAUUUAUCGAUCUUUGUCUUGGCCUUGACUUGUGAUGUGCUUUUUCUAACCGAGAAGUGCAGAGGUUCCAUCUAUUAGUUGCUACAUGCACUGCCUCAAGAAAAUUCAUGGACGACGAAAAGACUCGUUUCCUCACCUUGGAAAAUUUUGACCGAUGCACAAAGUGGCUUCUUUUUCUAUCACUUGGGCUUGAUUCUGGUUCUUUUCUGCAAAAAAGAGGUGGAAGCAUGUAACUUAAAUGAGCCCUGUUUUGCCUUAUAGAAACCAUAACGGCAUUCUUGAUAUCUUAUUGUGAAUGAGAAGAUAUAUUUACCUCCAA
Messenger RNA from Neltuma alba, 2138 nucleotides. RefSeq names its product E3 ubiquitin-protein ligase TRAIP. Lineage: Eukaryota; Viridiplantae; Streptophyta; Magnoliopsida; Fabales; Fabaceae. The transcript is spliced from 9 exons. The coding region runs from base 46 to 1821 and encodes 591 amino acids. The record is from RefSeq and is a predicted model, not a curated record.